ACGGAGAUCGAGAUGCAGGUGGUGCAAAUACUUCAUAUGAACAAAGGAGAUGGGCAAACUAGUUAUGCCAGAAACUCCACCGUUCAGAGAAAAUCAAUAUCUAUUUCCAAGCCAAUCAUUGAGAAAGCUGUGCUAGAACUCGUGGGAUCCAAUAUCAUGGGAAUAGAGAGCAUGGGAAUAGCAGAUUUGGGUUGCUCGUCCGGACCUAACACCUUACUACCCAUCUCGCAUAUCAUUGAUGUAAUACAUGCUAAACCUAGCGAAGUUACAGAGCUUAGAGUGUCUCUAAAUGACCUCUUUAGCAAUGACUUCAGCUCCAUCUUCAUGUCACUCCCAUCCUUCUACAACAAACGGAAGCAAGACUAUGAUAAUGGUGGUGAUCCUAAUCAGCAUGCCAUAAAUAUAUACAUCUCUGCCGUGCCCGGUUCGUUUUACGGCCCAUUGUUUCCCAGAAAUAGUUUGCACUUUGUUCAUUCUUCCUUUAGUCUUCACUGGCUCUCUCAGGUACCCAAUGGCCUCGACAAUAAAGGAAAAUGUUCCAUUUCUAAGAGCAGCCCGAAGUGCGUAUUAAGCGCAUACUCCAUGCAGUUUCAGAAAGACUUUUCGGAUUUUCUCCGGUCUAGGGCACAAGAAACGGUCGACGGAGGACGAAUGGUGUUGUCCUUAAUGGGCAGGCCAUCAUUUGACUUAACAACUGAGCAUGAGGGGACGUUCUACCAGUUCGAGCUCUUAGCCCAAGCAUUGAUGGCCAUGGUUUCUAAAGGUCUUAUAGAGGAGGAGAAGGUCAAUUCUUUCAACAUGCCUUAUUAUACUCCAUAUCCGGAGGAGUUGAAUUUGGUGUUAGACAAAGAAGGGUCUUUCAUCAAAGACUGUAUUGAAACUUUCGAAGUGGAAUGGCAUUCUAGCGGGGCUGAUAUCAACCGCAACGUGGGUACAUUUGAUGACGAUCAAACAAUAACCAGCAGUGGGCAGCGAUUGGUGACCAACACGGUAAGAGCUGUGACGGAGUCGAUUCUCGAAUUUCAUUUUGGAAAAGGGAUAAUUGAUGUCCUGUUUCAAAUAUUUGAAGAGCUUGUGAGUGAGUACUUAUCAAACUGUACUACUACACCCAAGUAUACCAUUUUCGUCAUUUCGCUCAUUAAGAAGAACUAAGAAAGCGCUUGGUGCAGGUUACAAGCUGAUCGAUGCAUGUGCUUUUAAAUCAAUGUAUACAUGUUUUGCUUAAUGUUAAAUUUCAUUUC
Molecule: messenger RNA, 1241 nt
Organism: Argentina anserina (silverweed cinquefoil)
Lineage: Eukaryota; Viridiplantae; Streptophyta; Magnoliopsida; Rosales; Rosaceae
Product: probable jasmonic acid carboxyl methyltransferase 2
Exons: 3
Coding region: 13-1152 (379 amino acids)
Biological process (GO): methylation
Molecular function (GO): S-adenosylmethionine-dependent methyltransferase activity
Source: RefSeq, a predicted model, not a curated record